UAAGAUUUGACUGAAAGGUCUGCCGGUGAAUUGGAUUUUCUACUUAAAAACGAAUGUUUUACCAUAGUUUCUUUAUAAAUUGAAUAUUUUUAAAAUUAAAAAAAAAAUGGUACUAGUACGUAAAAUUGAAGAGCCUGAAGAAGGUUUAGUUUACAAAUCGGAUAAUAUUAAAAUUAAAAUAGGUGAAAAACUCAUCGGAAAUGGAGUACUAUAUUUAACCGAAGAUUGUCUUAUGUGGAAACCGGAUGAUUCUCUUGAGGGUAUAUCUAUGCUUUGGAAACAAAUUAGCUUACAUGGAAUUUCCAAUAAUCCAUCAAAAUGUAUAUACCUAAUGUUAGAUCAUCAACUUGUAUGGGAAGGUGUAUAUGACCCAAGUGCAGCCAAUGGAAAUGCAAAUGGUAAUGCAAUGGAACAAGAAGAAGAUGACGACAGUGAAAAUGAUGAAGGAAAUGAGUCUGGUUGUCAGGAUGACAUGACUGAAAUGUGGCUUAUACCAAACGAUAUUACUGCAGUUGAUCAAAUAUUCCAAUCUAUGAAAGAAUGUCAAACAUUGCAUCCUGAUUCUGCUGAUAGUAUAUCUGAUGAGAGUGAUUUUAUGGAUGCAGUCGAAGAGCAAAAUGAAGAUGAAUUUGAUGAUGAUAAUCAUGGUGAGAAUGUUAAUGAUAUGAGAAAUUUAAACAUAAAUCAAGAUCAUUUUGAAGAUGCUUAAAGAGUUAAUGAAAAACAAGAGUGCUAAAAGAAUCUAUUACGCUAAUUAACGGCUUCAAAGUUUUAUUGUUUAUGCAAUAUUUUACAAUUAGUGUUCAAUGUUUAUAUGUAGAAUGUAGAUUGAAAUACUCCAUCAUACUUUUUAUAUGCAUUACAUAUGUAAAAUCUUGAAAAAUUAAUUUUUUAUUCUGUUCAUAUUUCUUAAUAGGUCUUAUAUCAAAAAUUGUUAAAAUAUAAAUAUCUCUAGCACAGGGGUUUAAGUAUUCGAGUUGUUUUCUGCAUUUAAAAUACUAUUUGAUUUUUUUUAACUUUAACGUAAGAAUGAGUUUGCAAUUGGAAAUAAAAACAACUUUAUUAUAUGUAA
Condylostylus longicornis is the source of this 1072-nucleotide messenger RNA. It is a transcript of the gene icln, whose product is annotated as methylosome subunit pICln. Lineage: Eukaryota; Metazoa; Arthropoda; Insecta; Diptera; Dolichopodidae. The transcript has 2 exons. Bases 107 to 709 code for a protein of 200 amino acids. Gene Ontology annotation, biological process: mRNA cis splicing, via spliceosome. Gene Ontology annotation, cellular component: cytosol; spliceosomal complex. The record is from RefSeq and is a predicted model, not a curated record.